AUGGCGAUCUGGGAAGUGCCCAAAGUGAAUGGUGUUGAAUACAGGCUACCCGUUUAUACUAUCAAGGACACACUGUCAACUCUGCCGCAGGAAGUUAUAGAACUCAUCGCUAACUUUCUCUCGGACGAACCCGUCCAGCUCGCCACCUGCUGCCUUACAUGCAGCGCUUGGUACCAUGCGGCCCGGCCUCACCUCAGGCAGUGGAAGACCAUCCGGAGCGAAGAGGCACUGCGAACCCUCGUGCGGGUUCUAUUGACCAAGCGCAAUGAACGAUAUGGACGCGCGUUGCGCUCCCUGGAGAUCUGGGAUAAUGCAAGGAAGCCGUUUGCGCACGUUUUUUCCUUGCGUGUUCCCGGUCGUCUUCUGGUGCAUUUGACGGCACUCCGCUUGCACGGGAUAGACUGGUCCACGGUGCGCCCCCAUCCAAGGUUCUUCAAGGACCUGUCCGGCUUUGCAUCCGUCAUUCGUUUAACCCUCGUCAAAUGCCGCUUCCGACGUCCCGAGGAGCUCCGCGCAAUCGCGAACGGUCUUCCGAACCUCAAAUUCUUCUCUCUGUCGCUUAUUACAGUCGCUUCCGCUCCUCCUGCGGCAGAUGUGAUACGCAAGUCCCCAUCCAUUUCCAACUUGGUACUCGAUAAAAUCCAACUGUUCGGGUCUGCCAGUGCACCUCAAGCCUACUCCGUCGGGAGUGACGACGUGCAGCGCCUCCACCAAAGCGUUCUUGACGCACUUGCCUCAUACUCGACGGUGACAUCCCUGCAGCUGGACGCGGAUCAGUUUCUCUCAUUUCCGCAAUGUCAACGCUUCAUACGCGCCUUUCCAAGACUGCAGGCCAUCCACAUGAUGCGCGAUCCUACCUGGGGCCCCUCAAGUCUCCCAGUCGACGCGGGCCUUCUGGAUUCACAAACGAAACCUUGCGCUUGGGACAUCAUGCAACUGCGUAUGUCAUCCGUGUCCGCGAAGUUCACUGCGCAGUUUCUUGAGGCAUUUGCAAGCGUUUUCUGCAGAGUUGUCACUCUGAGUAUAGCCUUGAAAGACGAGCCCACCACUUCAUUGCUCUCGGUUGUGAGGAUGCUGUUGCGAGAGUCGGGGUCAACGCUGCAUCAGGUCGAGUGGCGGUGCAAGGUUGGGAUGACGGGACUUCCGCCAAACAGUCCGGACCCGUUUGCUAUCCCUGGCCCACUCACGUACAAUGUCAACCUAACUCAGUUACACGUGUCAUUCAACGUGUAUCCCCCAGCAAGCAUGUCAUCAUUCAGCUUGAGUCUAUUGGCGUUUUUCUCGCAAAUCGAGAGCCAAUGUCUUCAGGGCAUCGACAUCCGCGUCUACGUCAAGCGCCUCCCUCUUCCUCUCAUGAACACCGACACGCAAUCAGCGACGGCAAAAUUUGUCACCGACUUUCAUGCCGCACUAUCCCGCGGCGUCUUCGCCGGGCUCCCUGCUGGCAGCGUUCGAGUUGGCUUCGUCCUCAGUACGGAGACGGACAUUCUGCCAGUCGGAACCGUUCUCAGCCUGGUGGCGACCAUUGAAUCGUCCUUGGUGCCUUGUUUCACCCCAUGGCUAUGUCGGGGAGUCGUGGCGAUUCAGCUUCCGGACGGGACUACCAUUGAGGAUAAUCCACGCGACGAAGUAGCUCGAAGCCCCCCUACUACCGUGCAUACUAUCGAGGACACAGACUCAGACCACGCGUCGUGA
This is a messenger RNA of Fomitopsis serialis, 1695 nucleotides long. RefSeq lists its product as uncharacterized. The transcript has 3 exons. The coding region runs from base 1 to 1695 and encodes 564 amino acids. The record is from RefSeq and is a predicted model, not a curated record. Gene Ontology annotation, molecular function: protein binding. Lineage: Eukaryota; Fungi; Basidiomycota; Agaricomycetes; Polyporales; Fomitopsidaceae.